This is a messenger RNA of Sitodiplosis mosellana (orange wheat blossom midge), 3524 nucleotides long. RefSeq lists its product as uncharacterized. The transcript is spliced from 5 exons. Lineage: Eukaryota; Metazoa; Arthropoda; Insecta; Diptera; Cecidomyiidae. The record is from RefSeq and is a predicted model, not a curated record. Bases 2563 to 3444 code for a protein of 293 amino acids.
GCGGUUUGUUCAGCUGUUUUCAUGCCAUAGUCGGUUAGAGUACAAAAUUGAAAUUCGCUUGAUAGCAUCGUAUAAAGUGACAGGAAUAAAAUAUUCAACAAACGUGUGACUUUCGGUGCGUAUAACAUAUAUUCGAUUUCAAAUGAAUGACACAAUGUCAUCGGUUGUGGUGUGGUGAUGAUGAUGGUGGUAUGAUGUGAAUCUCUGUGAAAAGUGAAUGACAAUCCCGCUGUUUGUAACCAAUUGUAACUCAUUAAACGAGGUUUCAGUAAUUGGAAAAUUCCAUAUUUUAUCAUCGCGCUGGUGUAAACCACCAAAAGUGAACUGACGAAACCUGUGCCGCAUUUUAUGUGUGGUGUAGAAAGUUAUGAGUAAAAUAUGAAAGCUCAACCUAAAUUGAAAUUGAAAGUGCAUACUUUUUGACAGUUGAUAACAUAUGUGCGGCACAAAUUAUCAUAAAAGAAGAUCAAUUGCUGUCAAAUAAAAACGUUAGAUAACAAAAGGGCGAAAAAAGCGUCGAAGAUAGAACGCCUCCACGAAACGUAAAAGUUGAAGAACCAUCGCAUAUGAGUAAAGACCACCCGUGAAAUUCAACUUAGUGUCAGUCAAGAAAUACGACAACAACAACAUAAAAUCAAACCUCAAAAAGAAACGGCGUGUGUGUGUAGCAACAAAAACUGUGGUGAAUCUUAUCCAUAUGACAUUCGUUGAUAUUGGAUAUUUUUAUGCUGAAGCAUAAUAAAUUUCGAAACUCAUUUAUUGUCGGUUGCAUUUUGGGCGGAUACACACACAUACACAUUCACAAAAAAGUGCUACAAAGUUGAAAACCCCAUACACAAACGCAACCUCACCUAACCAUCCGUCGUUCGGGCAAACAAUGAAAAUUGGAAAAAUCAACAGAGGCAAGCAUAUUCUAUCAAGAGAGUGAGAGAGAGAGAGAAAUAAAUAUAAAAUUCGGGAGCAAAAAUCAGAUUUAUGCACAUAGCCAACACACCGUUGAACAUUUGGUCAGUGUGUGACAGAAAAAAAAGUGGAGCAAAAAAAAGAUAAUAAAAAAAGGAAGAAUUUGCGAAUCGCAAUUUCAAACUGGAUUAUGUAAUAUUGUGUGUUGUGUGUGCACGGACAUUCCAAUUUUCGAAAGCCAUUUAAUUGUCGGAAAUGUGCUUUGGUUCGCAGUGAUAACUCUUCGCUCUGGCUGCUACUGCUGCUGCUUGCUGUGCAUAAAAAAAGAGAAAUAUCAGGAAAAGGAGUAUAUGGCGAAUCGCAUGAAAUCGAACUGAGUUGACCCAGUUGCAGCAGUUCAGGACGUCAAUCUUGUUAGCGUUCUCGGUUCGAGUGAAAGAAAUAGAAGAAAACUGGGUAUAAUUACCUCUACUAAAUGGAGUCGAGUUGCGAGCGUUGAGCAUCGAUUGAGAAUCAAAAGAGGAAUCGCACAAGUGCAUGCACCAAAUCCAUUGAAAUUCCUUGGAGAGAAAAAAAAACCUUUGGGAUAAAAUGAGCAUCGUUACGGAAAUACAACAACACAUAGACAGCGAUAAAAGUUAUUGACUGUAAAAGUGCAUGGAAGCAAAUGGCCAACAACAAGCAAUCGUCAAUGAUUUGCAAAUGCAAAAGCAAUGUUCAUAAAUGAAUGAACAGUAACGAGUGAGAGAACUCUGUGCAAUAUAGUUGCGAAUCACGGGAAAUAAAAGUGGAAAAAAGCCGAACAGCGAACAAGAAAAUAACAAUAAAAAAGUGGGGAAAAAGGAGCAUGCGAUAAGUGAACGUGGUCGUUUUUGUGUAUUUUUUGGCAAUUGAAAACCAUUCAACCAAAUUCAAUUUGUCCAUUUUUUCCCCUUUCAUUUCGGGUUUGUCUGUUUUGUUGCCAUUCGUUAAUACGAAAACGCCCCACAAAAAUUUAUGCUCGUCUUUGAUCGACUGAAAAACCAACAAACAGCAAACUAUAACCAGUUGACAUAGAGAUAGAAAGUGAGAGAAAAAUACUACACCAAAAAAUCGGCGAGCAAAAGAAAUCCGUUGAAUUGUUCGCUCGUUUUGCAGAGACCGGCAUUCGGGCGAAUGAAUAUGCGUCCAAUAGAAAAAUAUAUUAUGGCUGACGGCCAUACAUAAUUGCGAGAAAAAGUUAUGUGUUUGUUUGUUUUUUUCCUUCUCUCGUUUGUUAUUGUUGUGGCACAAUUUUUUUCUCUCUUGGUAACGUGAAAGUGCAUUAAAACAAUUGAAUGGACCAUUUGAUUUUUUUUUCGGACGAGUUGUUAAUUUGUUUUUGGCAGAACCCAUUCACAAAACUGAAUAUAUAGAGAAAGAUAGACGAGACUCGUUGCAGAAAAAAAACUUUUCGAGACUUUGCCAAAUGAUCAAAUGAUAACAUAAAUUGAAAAAGAGCAUCGACCAAAAACGAUAUCUGAAAAUAAUUUCCCGUCGAAGCAAAAAAAAACGGACACCAAGAGCAAAAAGCAGCAGCAAACAGUUCACGCAAAAUCGCACACCGAGUGACGUACGCUUGUUCGCGCAAAGUAAAUAAAUUACCAUUUCAAACGAAUAAUGUAAACGAAUUGAAAUGCUAUGGUCAUGACGCGUAACGGUCAGAAACCGCAAUAUGAAUUAUGGUGCCAACAAAAUGCCAGCAUUACCCGCAUUGUCACUAAAACGUUUUACGUAACCGCUGUGAUGGUGAGUCUGCUGCUGUUGCCACCGAUCGGUGUCAUCGCAAGCAGCAAUUUCAAUGGGAAUAAUGGCAGCAUAGCAACUAUUGAGAAUAGCACUAGUUUCACAAAUAAUAGUCACUAUAAUGGAACAAUAAAUGAAUUAGUCGUAUCGAAAACAAUGCAAAGCGAUGAUAAUGCGGAGCAUGUGGUGGAGCCGUCAUUGUCAUCGUUGUCGUUAAUACGAGAUAAUGGCAGUAGUAGCGUUGUGCCAUCGAUAGAUGAUGCAUUAAGCAGAGAGACGACAGUACUUGCACCAGCAAUGGAAACAAUAGCAGCAGCCGCUGCAUCGAGGACAUCGACAACAUCAUCAUCAUCGCUGUCGUCGUCGUCGCCGCCGCCAUUAUCCGAUGCGGAAACAAUUCACACUACAAUAGCACCAUUGACGGAUGGGGAAAUCACGAAUCGCAUGCAAACAUCUCAAUUUAUUGCAUCGAGCAAUGCCCAAAGGGACAGUCCAUCAACAUCGUCUACAUUGCCAAUUACAACUAAUAAACCACAUGCUUCAACAUUUUCCGAUUCGAUGUUGCGUCAGAAAGUGGCUGCUCAUACACGACAAUAUCAAUCAAAACAUCAUCACGAACAUCAUUAUUCUGGGCCGUUUUUCGAAGGCCCAUUAAAUACAUCAGCUGGUGCGCUCAAUGUUGGCGUGCAUUUGUACACGGAGGGCGUGUUCGAUUGUCGUGUCGGAAUGCUAAAAGAUAAAACGGUGAUUCAAAAAUACACCCGAAAAAAAGUAUGACGAAAAUUAUAGAGGGAAAAUAUGGAAAAAUAAACAAAAGAUGGAACGAAAUAGAUGGCAGCAGCCGAGUGAAACAGACA